CCUACUUUAGGGUGAUGUUGUGGCAACUCAUCACGAUGUUCUGAGGAAGGUUUGCAGAUUAAUUCCAGGAGCACUUUCAGUGUUGGGGCGACGAAUGGACCUCGAAACGCUGAAAAAAAGACACAGAUUUGAUCGAUUUUAUAUCCUUAUUACUGCUUAAGCGGAAAAGACUAAAGCAAAUUUAAAGAGAUUUAGAGAAUAAAAGAGCAACAAAAAAAUCCCAAACCAUCAACGUGUAACUAAACUGAGGGUAUUUAAAUAACUGAACCAUUUCGCACCGUAGGACAGAUUCAUUUCAGUUCAACGGAUUCCACGUGUUUCCAAAGCUCAUUUGUCCGAACGCCCAUGAAGGUAGCGCUGGGAGGGGCGGGGCUUGUUCUACUACGUCACAGUGGGCCGUGCCAGUAAGAAGAAACAGUCCACACACACGUAGCUGCGACAUACGGCGCAGCGAAAUCAACAGCUAGCCCGCUGAAAAUGCCUCCCGGAGACCGCGACCCACCCCUCGAUACUCGUCCACGGGAGCCCGUUAUUGUUUUCACUUCACCGGCGGGACGCGCGGAGGCGGAAUGAGUGCGGCAAAAUGCCGGCCUUUUGAGUUUUAUUCCCCCGUUUCGCUGGGCGCUGCGAGGCAGAGGCAGCGGGUCUUUUUCCAAAGUUGACGGUUAGCAGCAGGGCGCGUGUGAAGGAUCGGACUUAAAGGAGCCGCGCACCCCCCCCCAGCACCACCGCCACCACUGCAGCCUCCCAACAUGGAGAAGAAGCAGAGCGACCUGGACCGCGACCGGCAGUACUGCGAACUUUGCGGGGAAAUGGAGAACCUCUUAAAGUGCGGCCGGUGCCGGAGUUCCUACUACUGCAGCAAGGAGCACCAGAAACAGGACUGGAAGAAGCACAAGCUGAUUUGCAAGGAGGUGGACAAGCCUCUCCUCCCUAAGCAGAAGCCCGGCGAGGGUCCGCCGCCGGGGAACAGCAAGAAGCACCGAGAGAAGAGGAGCUCGGAGCCGGCGGAUCCUGCACCCUCGCCCCGAGCCCCAAGCACAGAAGCACCUGCCGACGAGGAGGGACGGGGCGACGUGGGCUCCGACGCCCCCGCCACGCCCACGCCCAACGGCCAGGCCAGCCUCUCCCCUCAGAAACUCGCCACGGAGUACAUCGUGCCCUGCAUGAACAAGCACGGCAUCUGCGUGGUGGACGGCUUCCUGGGCGCGGAGACGGGCCUGGGCGUCCUGGAGAACGUCAAGGGUCUGUACAACACGGGCCGCUUCACGGACGGCCAGCUGGUCAGCCAGAAGAGCGACUCCACGAAGGACAUCCGCGGGGACAAGAUCACGUGGAUCGAGGGCAGGGAGGACGGCUGCGAGAAGAUCAGCUUCCUGAUGAGUCGGAUGGACGACCUGAUCAGACACUGCAAUGGCAAGCUGGGCAACUACACGAUAAACGGGAGGACAAAAGCAAUGGUGGCCUGUUACCCUGGGAACGGAACAGGUUAUGUGCGCCAUGUGGACAACCCCAACGGCGAUGGGCGUUGUGUCACGUGCAUAUAUUACCUUAAUAGAGAUUGGAACGCCAAG
Fundulus heteroclitus (mummichog) is the source of this 1574-nucleotide messenger RNA. RefSeq names its product egl-9 family hypoxia-inducible factor 1a. Gene Ontology annotation, molecular function: ferrous iron binding; peptidyl-proline 4-dioxygenase activity; L-ascorbic acid binding. Gene Ontology annotation, biological process: peptidyl-proline hydroxylation to 4-hydroxy-L-proline; cellular response to hypoxia. Gene Ontology annotation, cellular component: nucleus; cytoplasm. NCBI's taxonomy places the organism in Eukaryota, Metazoa, Chordata, Actinopteri, Cyprinodontiformes, Fundulidae. The record is from RefSeq and is a predicted model, not a curated record.